AACACCUACGAUUAGCCCAUUAGGCAAUAACGAGUACACUUAGCCUAAUAAUGUAGCCUAAAUCAAGUCCUUUAAUAAGUUAAAUAAAUACAUACACAUUGAUUCUCGGAGAACUACUUAUUAUAAAACUAGAAUAACAUAUCCAGCGGUGUGAAUAUAUGUGCAGCUCUCUUUUCUUAAAAGUCUUUAUGGCAUAUACAACAGGGUCCAAAGUCCAUGAAAGUUUUGCUGAUAAGGGGAGCCAAUAAAAGCAGCAGUGCAGCAGUGUAAACACAUGUCUACCUCGGCCCAGAGCGGGCCGUACUCAGUGGAUUUACAUAAGGCUCCCAUCAGCCGGCCCACUCAUUACCACGUUUUAUAUCCCCCUGCACUCAGAAAGCAUCAUGACAAAGUAGCUCCAUCCUGCUCUUCAACAGGGAAGUCAAGCAGGUGUCACUCCCCACAACACUGGAGCGGAGAGCAAGAGAGGAACUUUAUUUUGACUUUUUUAUUAUAUCCCUCUAUAUAUCCUUCCCUUUUCCCCUCUGCUGCAGCGCGCACACAGCAGGCCUAUGUUGUGUUUUUAAUGUUCUCUAAAAUGGUAUCCAAGCUGACAUCCCUGCAGCAGGAGCUCCUCAGCGCCCUGCUGGACUCAGGAGUUACCAAAGAUGUUCUGAUCCAGGCCCUGGAUGAUAUGGACCCCAGCCCGCCGGGCUUUGGAGUAAAACUGGAGAACCUAUCCAUGUCCCCCGCACGUCCUCACAGCGGCAAGAUGAACGGGGCGGACGCCGACUCCAAGCCCGUCUUCCACACGCUCACCAACGGCCACAGCAAGGGCAAGCUGUCCGGGGACGAGGGCUCUGAGGACGGGGACGACUACGACACCCCGCCGAUACUCAAGGAGCUCCAGUCGCUCAACACGGAAGAGGCCGCCGAGCAGAGGGCGGAGGUGGACCGCAUGUUAUCAGAGGAUCCAUGGCGUGCUGCCCGCAUGAUCAAAGGUUACAUGCAACAGCACAACAUCCCCCAACGGGAGGUGGUGGACGUUACAGGACUGAACCAAUCUCACCUCUCCCAGCAUCUCAACAAAGGCACGCCCAUGAAAACACAGAAGCGAGCGGCCCUCUACACCUGGUACGUCAGGAAACAGCGGGAAAUUCUCAGACAGUUCAACCAGGCGGUGCUAGGCUCUGGCAGCAACAUGACAGACAAAGGCAAUCAGGAUCCGGUGUUUUUUUUCCCAGAGUUCAACCCGUCCGGUCAGGGCAUGGGUCCGCCCGGUGAAGAGGUUGGCAGUGAACCCUCCUGCAAGAAAAUGAGACGUAACCGUUUCAAAUGGGGGCCUGCGUCACAGCAAAUCCUGUACCAGGCCUAUGAACGGCAGAAAAACCCCAGCAAGGAGGAGAGGGAAGCGUUGGUAGAAGAGUGCAACAGAGCCGAAUGUCUUCAGAGAGGCGUCUCCCCCUCCAAAGCUCAGGGCCUCGGCUCUAAUCUGGUCACUGAAGUGCGAGUCUACAACUGGUUUGCCAACCGGCGUAAAGAGGAAGCCUUCAGGCAAAAGCUGGCCAUGGACUCCGUCAGUCUACCGCCCCACAGUAUGAACCCUCUGCUGUCACACAGCUCGCCACAUCAUACCAGCAUUUCACCUCCCAUGCGUUACAGCCAAGGCCCCGGUGAGGUCACCUCCUCCACGGCCAUCAGUCACCACAGUAGCAACGGCAUGGCGACCAGCCAGUCGGUGCUUCAGCAGGUGUCUCCGGGAGGAUUGGACCACAGCCACAGUCUGCUGUCACCUGACGUCAAGAUGAUUUCAGGCUCAGGUGGAGGACUUCCUCCAGUCAGUACACUGACCAACAUCCACAGUUCCCAUCACAGCCAUCAGCAGACACAGAACCUCAUCAUGCCUCUAUCUGGAGUCAUGGCCAUAGCACAGAGUUUAAACACAUCGCAAUCUCAGUCGGUGCCAGUGAUCAACAGCGUGGCGGGCAGCCUUGCGGCGCUGCAGCCGGUGCAGUUUUCCCAGCAGCUCCACAGCCCCCACCAGCAGAGCCUGAUGCAGCAGUCCUCCAACCACAUGAGCCAGCAGCCGUUCAUGGCUACUGUCACACACUCCCACAUGUAUCCUCACAAACAAGAGCCCCCACAAUAUUCCCACCCGUCCCGUUUCCCCUCGGCCAUGGUGGUCACAGACGCCAACAGCAUCAGCACCCUCAGCUCCAUGUCCUCAAGCAAGACGGACGGUCCCGUAAACAAGAUGGUGCAACUUGGGGGUCUCUCCUGGUGUCCUCUUCAAGCUUGGUGAGAGCGUCCACCUGACUUCCUCAGUGCCCGGCAACGGGAGCACAUUUUUCCACCCUCUCCCCGCGGUAACCAUGACAACUCUUAAUAACCAGGAACGGCGGACUGGAUGAUGAGUCAGUCAACAAUACGAGAGGAGUGGCGACGGCUGUGGGUCAUGCGGUGAAAAUGGGAAAUGGGGACAGGGGGGGAGGGGGGGGAGGGACUCAUUGCACCUGAAAGUGAGGAGACUGGAUUCCCCUCCGCCGCACACAAAUGAUCAACAUGGAUGAUUUUAACACAAUCUUUGAAACCAGUAUUCAGUUUUAGGUAAGAGUCUUUAUGCCCCCUGUCAUCCUCUUUUCUGACAUUACAAAAGGAACAAAAACCAAGCAUACAAAAAGCGCUCAGAAACUGUUGUGGUAUGGACUUGAAUGAAGGCUCUGGGACAACUUAUAUUACACUCUGAUUUAAGGUGGAAAUAUGAAGACAACCUGAAACUAACAGAGACAAUGAUCGGCCUCUGUGAAGGCUGAAAGACUUAUAAGUUCCUGGACGCCUACACAAAUUGCUUUGCACGUGAGCAGAACUGUGUGACAAUCACAAUAACCGCGUAUUGAUCUUGUGCAUGCAUUUGAUAUUCUUACUGGGCUUUAAAGGAGUCUUCCAUGUUAUUUUUUCACACAAAAGUGCAGGCGGUGAAUGCGAGGGGUUCAUCAUUUCGAGUUGUUCAAUGUGUAUACUGUGAUUGAAAAGACUUUGACAAUCUUAAAAGGACUAUGCAAUGCGUCAAUACGCAACGCUUUGUAAAACUGGACUCGGCACAGAACUCCACACACUUGAGACUGGAAAUGAAUAUGCACUAUCAGUGAAGUCACCAACAAUUAUACUUAUAUUUACUGUACUGGAGUUGCUAUUGAUAAAGCUGCAUGUAAAAUACCACAAAAGCAGAUAGAUGUAUGUGUGACAAAAAUGCCAAAGAAUACGAGUCAGCCUGCACUGUCUAUGGAGGGAGACUGACUCACACACUUUAAUGCGGCCCUUCCCCUCCAUGUUGUUUGCACACAGGUUCAGGUGAAUUUCAGGAAUGGGUCUCACCCUCUUCCUCUUACUUCUCCCACUUCCUCCUGCCUCAAUGUGAAGAGAUACCAAAUAGGACAAAUAUUGUUAAUAACUCCUUAUCAUACAUCAUGGCGGCAGGACCCCCCAGGGUUAGAAUGAAAAUAUUGACAAGUAUUCAGAAACAAAACAGUCAUCUCAGUCUGGUAUUUUGUGAAGGAGAGAAACAUGAAAGAGGACAAUGUUGUGAUAGCAGUCUGCUCUAAUCAUACAGGAAUCCACAAAGACUGAGAAAUGUUGGGGAGAGGAGCAGCUGCUGUGGGUACAGACGCCCACGCUAACAGUAUCACACCUCUUCUUGACUAGCCAACGUCAGAUUGGUUCACCCUGCGGGCCCAGGCUCAGUGGCAUGUCGCCUGUUUGAAAACGCGCUCGCCCUGGCUCUUUUUUUGCAAAGUUCCAUGCUUCUGUUUUCCCUCCAGUCAACAUCGAUGAAGAGAGCCUCCUUUAAGAGGUUGAGAAGCGGCAUCUUAUUUAAUCCACAGCUAAAAUGGUGUUAGUUAAAUAAUAAACGACUUAAGACACUUAUUUGCAGAGGGAGAAAUCAAAAAGGCAACACAACCAAAUCCCAUGCCUCACCACUCUGUGACAUUGCUCAAAGUAUAUCUGGACAGUUCUUCCCAGUCCAUCUACCAGAGUGCGCUCGCUGGCUGCGUGUUAGGAAGAGGUGUAAAGGUUUGUUCGGACAGAAGCGAACUUCCUUCUGCGUAACUUGGACUGUUGGACCAUUUGUGUUUAGUCUAACUAAACUAACUAGUCUAACUAGUAACUAAGUAACUGUACAGACGUCAGCUGUAAGCUAGCUAGCAACAGGCGUGCAGGAGUGUGUCUGUGUGUUUGUGUCCACUUUAUCUCAUUUUCCCAUCGUCUGUGUACUUUGUAAGCAAAGUUCUGUCAGAACAAAGAUUCAGUUGCAGUUAAGCUAACCUUAACUUAGCUGGACAAUGAUGAGAAAGGUUGAGAUGGGGACCACAUUUGGCAUCAAGAAUCACUACAACCACCCAUGUUUUUAUGAGACAAAAAUGCCAUUUUGACUACUGAACCCUGCGUGCCAGAUCCAGUCUCCUGUUCAAUAUUAGGUCACAUUUGUUAUUAUUAUGUUGGUUGGCUUGUUAUUAUAGGCAUAUCUACUGCCAUCUGAUCAGAGGGCAUUCAUACUUGUGGGACAGGACAUGAUUUUAUUUCUCCUCCUAAUGUAUUAUUUUUGUAUAAAAAUUGAAAUCAAUCAUAAAUCACUAUUUAUACUUUUUGAGAAAAUGUUGAUAUUUCAAGUAAAUGUUUUUUUUUCAAAACGGA
This is a messenger RNA of Perca fluviatilis (European perch), 4671 nucleotides long. RefSeq names its product HNF1 homeobox Ba (gene hnf1ba). The transcript has 10 exons. Bases 275 to 2281 code for a protein of 668 amino acids. Gene Ontology annotation, biological process: liver development; pancreas development; insulin secretion. NCBI's taxonomy places the organism in Eukaryota, Metazoa, Chordata, Actinopteri, Perciformes, Percidae. The record is from RefSeq and is a predicted model, not a curated record. Gene Ontology annotation, cellular component: nucleus. Gene Ontology annotation, molecular function: DNA-binding transcription factor activity, RNA polymerase II-specific; RNA polymerase II cis-regulatory region sequence-specific DNA binding.